Molecule: messenger RNA, 1989 nt
Organism: Salarias fasciatus (jewelled blenny)
Lineage: Eukaryota; Metazoa; Chordata; Actinopteri; Blenniiformes; Blenniidae
Gene: marchf4b
Product: membrane associated ring-CH-type finger 4b
Exons: 5
Coding region: 669-1859 (396 amino acids)
Biological process (GO): protein ubiquitination
Molecular function (GO): ubiquitin-protein transferase activity; zinc ion binding
Source: RefSeq, a predicted model, not a curated record
UGGAGUAAUGAGUUGGCUGCUUGCAUCACCGUGCGCUGCUGACGUGUGGCGUCUGGGAGCUGUCCCAGGAAUCAUGGUGCUGAAGCUGCAGCACCGACUCAGCAGCCAAUGAUCACAGGACGAUCCGGGGCGACGGAUGCUUUCACCCGGAGCAGGACGGUCCGACAGUCGCGUUGGAUUUUCACGCGCGGAUGUAAAAACCUCCGGCCGGUUCCUCGGACACGGGAACGCGAUCAUUGGGGAUGUAAGGUUGACUGAGACUUGCCAGCGACCCGCAGUCUGGCUGGAAAUCCACGGGAAGAAAAAAUCCCGAAACUGUGAAUCGUGGAGGAAUCGGCGGGGAGCUCGCCAGCUGUUUCAUUCAUUGAACUUAAUGGCUUCAGACACUUGUUUGCGUCGAUGGGAUUUAUCAGUCUUUUGCAUUUGCAUCCUCCUGGCAAGACAAUAAAGAAGACAAAAGUAGGAAUAUAAGCCCAUAAAGGACUAAAAAAGGCUGGUUAAAAAACCCCCACCGAGGCUGGAAAACGCACUUCAGCACCCCCACUUUUUUUUUUCCAUCCCACGACGCAUGAAGAGGUGUUUUCUUAUGCCGGGGACACAUCCAGCACAUACCGCUUUCUUCCAGCACCUUUGCACGGUGCUGUGAGUUUGCGUCCGGAGACAGCCCGAUGCUGCGCAGCCAGGGCAUGCUGAAGAGCCGCUGCUGCGUCCUGCUUGGUGACCUGAGGGUGCUCCUGCUCGGGCCACCGGCACCUCCGACACCGCUGCCUCCGCUGACCCCCAUGAGCGGCCAAGCUUCGGAAAGCCAUGAGACAGGCGUGACCGUGCCCGACAACAACAACACGCUGACGCGGAGCCACCAGCACGCGGCGGACCGGAGCGCCCCGCCUGCGACGGGGAGCACCGGGCCGCCGGUGGCGGGCUGGGUGGAUGCUGCAGAGCUGUCGGCGGCCCUGCGCGGCUGUAGCAGCUCCUCCGACGACUGCUCAAAGGGCAAACUGGAGGAGAGGUUCUCCCUCACCAGCUACACGGAAAGUGGCUUCAGGACGCCCGUCUGCAGGAUCUGCUUCCAAGGACCAGAACACGGGGAGCUCCUGAGCCCUUGUCGUUGCAGUGGGUCUGUGCGCUGCACCCACCAGCCCUGCCUGAUCAAAUGGAUCAGUGAGAGAGGCUCCUGGGCCUGCGAGCUCUGCUACUACAAAUAUCAGGUCAUUGCCAUCAGCACCAAAAACCCACUGCAGUGGCAAGCCAUCUCCCUGACAGUGAUCGAGAAAGUGCAGAUAGCCGCGGCCAUCUUGGGCUCCCUCUUCCUGAUGGCCAGCAUCUCUUGGCUCGUGUGGUCGUCUUUUAGCCCCUCGGCCCGCUGGCAGCGCCAAGAUCUGCUCUUCCAGAUCUGCUACGGCAUGUACGGCUUCAUGGAUGUGGUCUGUAUCGCGCUAAUUGUCCACGAGGGACCUUCUGUGUUUCGCAUCUUCCACCGCUGGCAGGCCGUCAACCAGCAGUGGAAGGUCCUGAACUAUGACAAGUCAAUGGACAGCGACGACCUGAAGGACACCACUGUAGACAGGACUCUGCCUCAGCCCAGCCAGGGCUACCAGACUGGGAUAGGAGUGUCCACCUCCACCUCCUCGCUGAUGGUGGUGGCGUCCACGGCCGCCGGCUCCACGUCGACCACCGUGGUGACGGCGGCGGGCGGACUGGGGCCGCACGUGGACCCCGGCGGCGGCGGCGGCGCGGUGCCGGACCAACACUGUCCUUACAGCAUCCUCCACCUGCUCAGCCACCUGAGGCAGCCGGAGGUCCGCAGCCAACCCAGCAAUAGCACAAGAGAGCUGGUCAUGAGAGUCACCACGGUCUGAGGAGUCAGUCGAGGCCUUAUCUCACACGGGGGGGUGGGGGGGUGAAAGAUCUAUGAACCAGCUGACAGUUAACAAAGAAAACAAGCCGUACCUUAACUGCACUGGAUUAAUACCAUGUUCUUGUUUGUUU